UGAACACGUACUCUCAUCAAGCCCUAAGAAGCCGAACCUCUCUGUAUCAGACACCGCCCAGGGUUGCUGAAUAGCUGACUACACUCUCAAUUAAAAGAAAGAAUGGAGCAUCUGAACAUCUCCCUGGUUUUGCUCCUCGUCUUCUGUUCACUGAGUGCUGGGGAAACUUUCUGGACUCAUCUAGGAACACGCUGUAUUGGAGACUGCAAGACAGAUGGGGCCAAGUAUAAGUGCAAAACAAUUGAUAACAAUGGACAGUGCCAGACAAUGUUCUGUUCGCCGAAAGCAAACAUGGACUAUUUGGGAAGGUGGUGCCAUGAAACAAGUGAAUGCAAGAGGGGUGAAAACGGCUACUUUUCAUGCCAAGUCGGUUUAUUUAAGUGGGGAUACUGUGGGCUGGUGAGAGAUGACAACAAACAUUUUGGAAAUAUAGGUGGGCCGUGUCAAAAUUACUGUGGAAAAAAAGAUAAAACCUACAAUUGGUGCAAUGUUGCAAGUGGAACGGCUUACUGUUCGCCUUCUGAAAACACAGAUUACUUGAAUAGGCCGUGUAAGGAAGACAGCCCAUGUGAAAAACAUAAUGACUACUACCACUGGUGUGAAGUGGAGGGAAGCCAGAGUUACUGCGGGCUAGUGGAGCCAAAGGUGUUUGUCCACCGGACUCAUUAUAAUAACUAUUGCUUUGAUGAUUGUGAGUAUUACGAGAGUGGAGAUUACUAUAGGUGUAAUAUAGGCAAUACAAAUGGCUGGGAAUUAUGCUCUCCAGAGGUGGAUGUAGCCUAUAAUGGUCAUGCCUGUCACUCAGAUCACUUCUGUGGCUUACAUGGCAAAACUUACAACUGGUGCUGGACCUCAGAGACAGAACAUGGUUACUGUGGGCCCGUUGAAGCUGCAGAAUGCUCCUACAUCACCUCUACAAAUAGCAGUAGUAGAAACUCUGAUAAUGAACCCCAGAAAAUUGUGAUAUGCACAAGGGUGGACAAGGGAAAGAUCAUUAUAACACACUUUAGUGCUGAGCCAGCUUCUAGGGACAUCACUGAUGGUAUUCAAUUCAGGCAUGAGGUGGAAAAAUUAACCAGUAAAUGGCACAAUGAGUAUCUGGUGGAUGAGGCUCGCUCCAAUCUGAUAUCCUCUGCUAAUCUUCGUGUUGACUUGCAGAGUCCCAUAAUCCAUAACAAUCAGACAUACUACAAUGUGCACAUCCGCCUGAAUAAGGCACGGAGGGCUCGUGAAAGUACCACCGUCUCUCAGGUCCUUGCACCUCAGGGAAUACCUGCUCGUUUAAUUCGCAGAGCCUUUAUGGAGAGCCUCCAGAUGCGAGCUCGGAUUUAUAUUGACGUGUCAACGCUAAAUGAGUGUUAGAUUAGUUGAAAACAUUUAAAUAGAAUAUGGUAG
Danio rerio (zebrafish) is the source of this 1395-nucleotide messenger RNA. NCBI's taxonomy places the organism in Eukaryota, Metazoa, Chordata, Actinopteri, Cypriniformes, Danionidae. The record is from RefSeq and is a predicted model, not a curated record.